AUGCUUUUCCCUAUUCUCACUUUGAUCUGUUUAUGUUUAACGAAAACGGCAGUUUUAGCGGCACCAGUAAAUGGCCGCUCAAUCCCGGUGACCCCAUUACCUCCACUUGUCACCGAUGGCCUUCCAACAAGGAUCAUUCGUCAACGUAUCUACGACAGCAAGUUCUGGAAAGAAGAAAGCUUUGCUUUAUCAGCCGAACUUCUCGUCGACAAAGGAAUGGAGCUACGGUACCUUGGCGGAAUCUACGCGGGAAACAUCAAGCCGACUCCAUUUCUCUGUUUGGUGCUCAAAAUGCUUCAGCUUCAGCCAAAUCAUGUGAUUGUAAUGGAGUUCAUAAAACAGGACGAGUUUAAAUACAUUCGAGCUUUGGCUUCGGGUGAUGAAUCAUAUGGGCAGAUUCGAAUUGAUGUUAUGGACGACUUCAUUGAUAUGCCAUUGCGAGAAGAGCGCGUGUUCGACAUCCAAAUGCCACGCUUACAGAAACGAAUCGCUCUUGAAGAAAUAGCGGCCAUCGAGGAGUACAAAUCGCCUCUUGACGAGGAUCUUAGAAAGGUCUCCGACCGAAAAAGAAGCAGAUCUCGAGAGCGUGAUCGCGACGAUCGAAAGAAUCGUGAUAAGAAAGAAAGAGAUAGAUCUCGUGAACGAGACCGUGAUCGUCGAAGGCGCUCGAAGAGCCGUGAACGUGACGAUAAAGAUCGCCGUGAUAAAGAUCGAGAGCGUGGACGUGAAAAGGAUCGUGGGAAACGACAAAGCUCAUUGGAGCGUGAAAUCGACGAGGCGAACGCUCAACGCAAGCAACUCGGAUUGGCCCCUCUACAACGA
Molecule: messenger RNA, 822 nt
Organism: Mesorhabditis belari
Lineage: Eukaryota; Metazoa; Nematoda; Chromadorea; Rhabditida; Rhabditidae
Source: the annotation of a GenBank genome assembly